Molecule: messenger RNA, 978 nt
Organism: Letharia columbiana
Lineage: Eukaryota; Fungi; Ascomycota; Lecanoromycetes; Lecanorales; Parmeliaceae
Exons: 1
Coding region: 1-978 (325 amino acids)
Source: RefSeq, a predicted model, not a curated record
AUGUUUUGGAUUGCAGCCCUUUCGUACUUUCCUACCGCAAACGCAGUGGCACUAAACCUUCCGGAGAGAUCCUUCCUCCAACGCCCUUCCAAUUCCUCGGUUGCCGAUUUCGCAAAUGUCACAUCACUCAGCGAAUUCAGUAAUCCGCGAUUCAACGCACAGAUUGAUUUCGGGAAUGUCCUGCUCCGACCAACGUCUAUGCUUAUGAAUGGCGUCGAAGCUCUGGCCACGCUUGCAUUGAAAGACCAAACAGCCCGCAGCUCUGGCGCGCAGUUUCACGCAGAAGGCUAUCCAGACGUGGUCAUUGAUAUAGAGCCUCAGCAGCCAGCCACCGAUGUUUUGAAUGAAAUUAUGCUUUUGUGCAUCUUUUUCGGAAUGGACCGCGUGAUAAGAGAGCGAGAAUAUCGAAAUGCUAAGGUUCUCUGUUUUUGGGACAAUGUAGUGGUUGCGCAGGUGCUUUUUGAGCGACCGGGGUAUCAGUCAUCGGCAAACACUACUGACGUAUUGUCUCCGACAGCAGAAAGUCCCCGUGGAUCUGGCAACAUCUCAUCGCUAAUCACCACCACCAACGACACUCUCCUCGAAGCCGUUACCCCGCGCUUCUACUUUCGCCCAGACAGCCAAAGUCUUCCCACCCCAAAUGUUUUCGGUACCGUAAUCACGGUCCUCUUAGCCUUCGCCUAUUUACCUAACACCGACCCCGUAGAAGCAUAUACCGUUGUCAGAACCGGUGCCGAGUGGGAUGUCUCUAUGCUUUUCGAACCAACCUUAAUACGUACACGGCCGCCAUACUUCGAGUAUAGGUGGGCGAUCGAGACUGUGAGACAGAUGCCAGGGUUUUUGUUACAGCAAGGACGGUCCGCAGAGCUUAGCAUUGGCGUUAUCGUCGAUGGCGUGCAUGUGGGAAAUGCGCUUUUAGAGAAGGGGGAGCCUAACGAUCUAGUGGAGAAGGCGGGUGAAGCGGUGGUAAGAGUGUAG